Molecule: messenger RNA, 1772 nt
Organism: Phanerochaete carnosa HHB-10118-sp
Lineage: Eukaryota; Fungi; Basidiomycota; Agaricomycetes; Polyporales; Phanerochaetaceae
Exons: 5
Coding region: 73-1407 (444 amino acids)
Biological process (GO): lipid metabolic process
Molecular function (GO): oxidoreductase activity
Source: RefSeq, a predicted model, not a curated record
CACAAGAGGACACUGCCAGUGAGGACACCCCUCCUUCAUAUUUUUCCGUCGUCUCAGACCAGGUGGGGCAUCAUGAAGACCACCGUCGCCAACGGGCGUGUCACUGUCGAGCAAGACACGUUCCUCAUCCCUGACCUGACCGUCAAGGACCUCCUUUCUGCCAUCCCGAAACAUUGCUUCGAGCGGUCGGCCUUCAGAUCCUCGCUCUACGUUGUCUGGGACUUUUUCCUCGUCGCUUGCAUCUGGAAGGCCGCGGACUACCUUGAUUCGUUCAUUACACCCGAGCAGAUCAGUCUCCCUAGUCCCUACCUCUACACCUUUGCACGUUUCGUGCUCUGGUCGCUCUAUGCGUUCGCCAACGGUCUCGUCAUGACCGGUCUCUGGGUCGUUGCCCACGAGUGUGGCCACCAGGCUUUCUCAGAGUCCAAGUUUGUCAACAACGCCGUUGGUUGGGUCCUUCAUUCUAGUCUCGGUGUGCCUUAUCACUCGUGGCGUGUCAGCCAUGCCAAGCACCACGCUUCCACCGGGCACAUGACCCAAGACCAAGUUCACGUCCCCAAGACUCGCUCGCAGCGUGGCCUGCCCGAGUUCAACCCCGAAGGCGAGAAUUUGGAAGGCUCUUCUGUCACUCAGGAGGUCAUGAAGGAGCUCUGGGAGGCUUGUGGCGACAGCCCUAUCGGUGCCACUCUCGAUGCUGCCGGCUACCUCCUCUUUGGCUGGCCAAUGUACCUGUUUACUAACGCAUCUGGUCAGAAGCGCUAUCCUGGCGGAACGAACCAUUUUAACCCCAAGUCAAUUAUCUUCUCUCCCCACCACUUUGGGCAGAUCCUCCUUUCCGAUGUCGGCGUCAUUGUGUGGAUACUUGCCGUCGGUGCCUCAACCUACCACUUCGGCUUCGCCAGCACCUUCCGCCUCUACCUCGCGCCUUACCUCUGGGUUAACCACUGGCUUGUCCUGAUCACGUUCCUCCAACACACAGAUCCGCUCCUUCCCCACUACCGCGCCUCCGAAUUCACCUUCCCGCGUGGUGCGCUCUCGACGCUGGACCGCAACCUACUCGGCGACCUCGGUAGCUUUAUGGGAUGGAUCGGCGCUACCACGACGCACGGUAUAUCCGAAACACACGUGCUGCACCAUGUCAACAGCAAGAUCCCGCACUAUCACGCGUGGGAGGCCUCUGCUGCUCUUCGCAAGCGUCUCGAACAAGCCGGCAUCAGCAGUCUCCAGGGCAGCCCUGGUGGCUGGGCGGAAAUGUAUCGUGUCUUUCGCACGUGCAAGUUCGUCGAGGAUGAUGGUGACAUUGUCUUCUACAAGAACGCGUACGGCAUUGCGCAGACGCGCCCUGUGUUCCCUGAUCACAGUGCGAGCGACUCUGGAGUCGAAGUGGAUACCGGCAAGGAGCUCUAAUCAUUUGACGCUCUCUCGUUGCUUCGCCAUCGUGUUGCAUUGUUCAUCACCUCUGUCUUGCAUCAUCCUGGGUUACUUCGGUCGUUCGGUUAUUAUGGGACAAGCUCGGAAGGCCUGUUAAGACUGCGCUUCAUGAGACUUGGAGAAAAACGUUUAGUAAUUACGACUAAAGGGUGCGCCAGGCAGCGCUGUACAAUGGAAAGGGUUCAGGCGAGUGCAAGCUUGCGACUUCCGCGAUCGGUCUCUUAGGGCAGCUUAGGACAAAACCUUCGGGCAAUAGAUACUUUGUGGCGUGAAGUGGCUGGCGUAAUUUGAAACCAUCGCUUUAUCUUGCCUCGCUGUACAAGCACCCCGGCUGCUCCCUC